Vanrija pseudolonga is the source of this 2003-nucleotide messenger RNA. Its product is annotated as Chitin deacetylase. NCBI's taxonomy places the organism in Eukaryota, Fungi, Basidiomycota, Tremellomycetes, Trichosporonales, Trichosporonaceae. The record is from RefSeq and is a predicted model, not a curated record. The coding region runs from base 254 to 1546 and encodes 430 amino acids. Gene Ontology annotation, molecular function: chitin deacetylase activity. Gene Ontology annotation, biological process: carbohydrate metabolic process. Gene Ontology annotation, cellular component: membrane. The transcript is spliced from 2 exons.
CUCGGACCUACAACUAGAUACAUGCAACACGCUCUGCCUGUCUGUUGCUCUUGCUCUGUGUCUCUUUCCUCGUUCACGCUCCCCCGGCAUCGCGGCCAGGCCAUUCCAUUUCGAUUUCUUCAAGCACGCGCCGCCUGACGCUGCAUCCCCCUCCCCCCUACCUCCUCUUUACCUGUCAAGUCGACCCAACUAACUACUCGACUCCCCACGCUCUCUACCUUCACUUUCACCACUUGCCCUUCCCCUCUUCGCAAUGCUCCCCUCGCUGCUGCUCCUCGCCGCGGCACCCCUCGCGGCAGCCCACACCGGCUGCGGCGGCCACGAGAUCGCGCGCCGUAACCCCGGCGGACCGGUCAUCCACCGCCGCCAGGUCGACAACACGAAUGUCGACCCCGUUGCCGAGUGCGCGCCCUACACCUACGCGCCCGUCAACACCAUCAAGGCCCAGUUCCCGGCCAUCUGGCAAGCGGCCACCCUCGUCCAGGGCGACUCGGAGGCCGCGGCGCUCUUCGCGACGAUCAACGCGACGGUCAACCAGCGCCUGCCAAACGACCUCCCCCGCGGCACGGCCAACGGCAACAUGGCCGGCGUCAACUACGACAACGCGGACCCCGACUGCUGGUGGACGUGGAAGCAGUGCACCACGCCCGCUGCGAGCACCGGCAUCCUCCCCGACAUCACAACCAUGCCCGAGCCCGAGACGUGGGGCUUUGGGUUUGACGACGGACCCAACUGCUCGCACAACGCGCUGUACAACUUCCUCGCGGAGAACAACCAGAAGGCGACCAUGUUCUUCAUCGGCUCGAAUGUCAUGGACUGGCCCGUCCAGGCUAUUCGUGCGAAGGACGACGGCCACCAGAUCUGCGUCCACACCUGGUCGCACCAGUACAUGACGUCGUUUAGCAACGAGCAGGCGUUCGCCGAGCUCUACUACACGCGCAAGGCGAUCAAGGACGUCAUUGGCGUCACCCCCAAGUGCUGGCGCCCGCCCUUUGGCGACACGGACAACCGUAUCCGCCUGAUUGCGAGCCUGCUCAACAUGACCACGGUCGUGUGGUCGGACGACACGGACGACUGGAAGGUCGGCAUCGGAAACGUCACCGCCCAGGACGUCGACAACAACUACCUCAAGGUCAUCAACGCGCAGAAGGCCGGCGCGUACGCCACCCACGGCCCGGUGGUGCUCAACCACGAGAUCAACAACUACACCAUGGGCGAGCUCAUUAAGCAGUACCCCGCCAUCAAGGCCGCGUUCAAGUACAUUGUGCCCAUUGCCACCGGUCUCAACAUCUCCAACCCCUACGAGGAGACGAACAUCACGUUCCCUACGUUUGCGCAGUACACUGGUGUGGGCAACACGACGACGUCGAGCAGCGCGUCGGCCGGCGCCAGUGCGUCUGGCUCGGCGUCGGCCGUCUCCGGCUCGGCCAGCGCGUCCUCCUCCUCGUCGGCAGUGGCGAAGAAGAACGCGAGCGGCGCGUUGGCCGUGUCGUCCGUGUCCGCCGCGUCGCUGUUCCUCGGCCUCACCGCCGCCCUCCUCCUCUAAUACCACCACCCACCUGCCCACCCAUACGCAUUUCAGGACAUUUCUCGCCGCCAGAGCGCUCGCUACGUUACGACUCCCCGCCCGCGCGCCGCAGCCACCACCUCCAUCCAGCCUCUCCCCCAGGAGCCGCACAAGGACUAUUUCCAUACUCUGUAGCAUGUGGCCCGUCGCGCGCAUGAACUAAUUUGAUCAACGCAUGAACUAAUUUGAUCAAUGUGCGUGUGUGUGCCUGGUGGGAGGGAGCGCGGGAGAAUCGGCGUGCGACAGGGCGGCCAGAGGCGGCCAGAGCGGGCGCCACGGCUCGGGCCGCUAUGCGAAUGGCGCAGACGAGGAGCCCACAGUGCCGCAGCAGACCUGGGCUUGGUGCAUGGACGCGGCAGUAGACGGGGCUGCGAACAAUGGUCGGUUGGGACGCACCGUCCGCCGUUGGCCGCUUGUACGCAAACGGGUAUGUGGG